GUCCAUUUCUGUUUGUUCGUUUCUGGCUCUCCCACGCGGGAUCUGUAUCGGUGACUGACACAGCCCUGGCGGACGCGCUAUAGGGCAGCCGAUCGGGUCCAGUAGGAGACGUCCACUGGCACCCGUCUGGGGCACCUUUUUGGGCCCAUCAGAAUUUUUCUGUUCGGGUGGCAGACACCCGAAACGUGCUAGCGAUCUAAGUGUUGUGUUCUCUAUUCUAUAACCUUUAAGUGUUAAACUCCUUCUCUUUCACAGGUAACCUGGCCUGGCCCAGCCAGAAAUCCUCAUAACUUUACUGUUUCUCCUUUUAAUCCUUUCCUCCACCUCCAGGAUACAGAUGGGCCAAUCUCAAAGCACUCCUCUUUCUCUCCUCGUUGCUAACUUCAGGGAUGUUAGAACCAGAGGACAGAAUUUAAGUUUAGACAUCCUGCAGGGAAAAUUAAUAGCCCUCUGCCGCUCCAAAUGGCCAACCUUCGGCGUUGGAUGGCCAACCGAAGGAACUUUCUGCCUCCCUAUAAUUGCUAAGGUGAAAUCAAAGAUUUUUCUACUAUCAGGUCACAAGGGACACCCGGAUCAGAUUCCCUACAUUCUUGUAUGGCGGAAUUUAGUGGAAAAUCCACCCCCUUGGUUGGCCCCCUUCCUAUCCUCGGGAACGUGUAAGGUCCUUGCCACGCGGCCUGCAGAUCCCCCAAAAUCAAGGACGCCAGCCACGCCCUUGUAUCCCACAUUGCCCGAUAGUCAGGACCUGCUAUCCCUGGACCCUCCACCCUAUCAUCCCCCUCCCCUCGUACCCCAGGCCCUGCCUGCAGCAGCCGUCCCCCCAGUUGCCCGAGGACGGGAGGCAGCAGCCGCACCGGGCCCCAUUGAAAACGAAACCAACCGCGAGGGGCCAGCCAGCCGAACCCGCGGGCGCACCCAGCGUGAGCCAAACCCUCGCCUCCCUGACUCCACUGUGGCCCUACCCCUGCGGGAAAUAGGACCCCCCGAUGAAACAGGCAACCCCCGACUCCAGUAUUGGCCCUUUUCCACCAGUGACCUUUACAACUGGAAAACACAGAACGCUCGAUUCUCUGAUAACCCUAAAGACCUAAUAGCUCUUUUAGACAGUGUCAUGUUCACCCACCAGCCCACCUGGGACGACCGUCAGCAGCUCCUCCGCAUCCUGUUCACUACAGAGGAGCGAGAGAGGAUCCAAUUAGAAGCAAGAAAGCUGGUUCCCGGAGACGACGGUUGGCCGACAUCUAACCCUGACCUCAUUAAUGCGGCUUUCCCCCUAACCAGACCUCCACAGGACGAAUGGGACUACAACACGGCAGAAAGUAGGGGAAGGCUACUCAUUUAUCGCCAGACUCUGAUGGCGGGUCUCCGGGCUGCAGCUCGCAAGCCCACCAAUUUGGCUAAGGUAUAUUCGGUCGUACAGGGAAAGGCAGAGUCCAGCUGCUUACUUAGAUUAAUGGAAGCCUUUAGGCAGUUUACCCCCAUGGAUCCAGAAGUCCCUGAGAACCAGGCUGCUGUCGUUAUGUCCUUUGUAAAUCAAACAGCUCCUGACAUUAGAAAAAAACUCCAAAGGCUAGAGGAUUUAGAAGGUAAACAGAUCCAGGAUCUGCUCCGUAUAGCACAAUGGGUCUACAACAACAGGGACGCCCCAGAAGAGAGACAGAUCAAGGCCACAGAGAAAAUGACUAAAGUCCUGGCCGCUAUAGUCCAGAAAGAACAGCCACCCCCAGAAGGCACUCAAACAACACGCCCUCCCAGGCGGCACUUAGAUAAAGAUCAAUGCGCCUAUUGUAAAGAAAAAGGCCAUUGGAUACGAGAAUGCCCCAAGAAGAAACAACCCCGCCCCAGCCAAGGGCAAUGGCAGCCUAAAAUAGCCCCCAUACUGUUUACCCAAGAUACAUAAUAGGGAGGACGGAGUUCGGAUCCCCUCCCCGAACCUAGGGUAACGUUGCAAGUGGAGGGGACCCCGGUCCAGUUCCUAGUUGAUACCGGGGCACAGCACUCAGUUCUGGUCAAGCCCCAUGGAAAAGUAUCUGAAAAAUCAUCCUGGGUACAAGGGGCCACCAGAAUAAAGAAGUACCCCUGGACAACUCAGAGGACUGUGGACUUAGGAACUGGGAAGGUAAUCUACUCCUUUCUGGUCAUUCCCGACAGCCCCUGCCCCCUGUUGGGGAGGGAUUUGCUUACCAAAAUAGGGGCCCAAAUUCAUUUCCAACCAGGGGACCCACAGACUGACUUCCACAACCAACCCAUAUCUGUACUCACUGUGAAACUAGAAGAUGAAUAUAGGCUCCAUCAGGAACCCACUCCUCUGGAUCAGGGCAUCGAGCCCUGGCUUCAACUCUUCCCAGACGCGUGGGCAGAAACGGGUGGUAUGGGGUUAGCAAAACAUCGCCCAGCCCUAUUUAUAGAGGUCAAGCCCGGGACGGACCCCGUCCGCGUGCGCCAAUACCCUAUGCCCGUGGAAGCCAAAAAUGGCAUCACACCGCACAUCCGCCGCCUCCUUGACUUCGGGGUCCUACGCACCUGCCACUCAGCAUGGAAUACCCCCCUGCUGCCCGUGCACAAACCCAAAAGCGGGGAAUACAGACCAGUGCAGGACCUGAGAGAAGUCAAUAAGCAGGUGAUGGACAUACAUCCAACCGUUCCUAACCCUUAUACUCUCCUGAGCGCCCUCAGCCCAGAAAAACAAUGGUAUACUGUUCUGGAUCUAAAAGAUGCUUUUUUCAGCCUACCACUAGCGCCUAAAAGUCAAGAGCUAUUUGCAUUCGAGUGGACAGAUCCAGACAGGGGCAUAAAUGGCCAGCUCACUUGGACCAGACUGCCACAAAGAUUCAAGAACUCUCCGACCCUGUUCGACGAGGCUCUACACGAAGAUUUAAGUGAGUACAGACAACAACACCCUAAUAUAACUCUCCUACAGUAUGUUGAUGAUCUCUUAAUAGCUGCCGAGACACCCGAAGCCUGCAUCCAGGGAACCGAAGGUCUCCUGCGAACUCUGGGAACCUUAGGCUACCGCGCCUCAGCAAAGAAGGCUCAGAUCUGCAAGUCAGAGGUAACUUACCUGGGUUACUUACUGAGAGGGGAGCAACGCUGGCUAACAGAUGCCUGGAAGGAGACUGUCCUUCGUAUUCCCAGACCGCAGACACCACGACAGGUGAGGGAAUUCCUAGGGUCGGCUGGGUUCUGCAGACUAUGGAUACCAGGGUUUGCUGAAUUAGCAAAACCUUUAUACCAGGCAACAAAAGAUCAACAGCCCUUUAGUUGGACGGAAGAAGCUGAACAGGCCUUCCAACAAAUUAAAACUGCUCUGCUAUCAGCACCUGCCCUGGGACUCCCCGAUGUUUCCAAACCCUUCCACCUAUAUGUAGAUGAGAACCGGGGCAUAGCCAAGGCGGUGCUAACCCAGCAUUUGGGCCCUUGGCGCAGGCCAGUAGCCUUUCUGUCUAAAAAGCUAGGUCCAGUGGCCGCCGGAUGGCCACCCUGUCUCCGGAUGAUUGCAGCCACUGCCCUAAUGGUAAAGGACGCUGAUAAGCUGACCAUGGGCCAAGAGCUACAAGUCACCACCCCGCAUGCCAUGGAGGGCAUCCUCAAGCAGCCGCCUGACCGAUGGCUGAGCAAUGCCCGACUCACUCAUUACCAGGGACUGCUGUUGAACCCCCUCAGGGUCAUCUUCACCCCCACAAUGGCCCUGAACCCAGCAUCACUGCUGCCAGACCCAGACAUGGGAACCCCACUUCAUGACUGCACCGACAUACUGGCUCAAGUUUAUGAGGUCCGGGAGGACUUGCAGGACCAACCAUUAUCGGAUGCGGACGCCAUCUGGUUUACCGACGGAAGCAGCUUCGUUCACCAAGGACAAAGGUAUGCGGGGGCGGCCGUAACUUCAGAAACCGAGGUGAUUUGGGCAGAAGCCCUACCCCCCGGAACCUCGGCCCAGAAGGCUGAACUAAUAGCCUUAACCCAGGCCCUAAAAUUAGGGAGAGACCGCAAGAUAACCGUGUACACUCACAGCUGAUAUGCCUUUGCCACUGCUCAUGUACAUGGGGCGAUAUACAGAGAACGGGGGCUCCUCACAGCUGAAGGGAAAGACAUCAAAAAUAAAGAAGAGAUUCUAGCCCUGCUAGCAGCCUUAUGGGAACCCAAAAAGCUAGCUAUUGUGCAUUGCCCAGGACACCAGAAGACAACCGACCCAGUUUCCCGGGGCAACAAUUUGGCCGAUCAGACUGCAAAAAAACAUAGCUCGGCCCCCAGUGCAAUUGCUGACCCUACAGCUGCCAGACCCCGGACCCCGGAAUUUCCCCCCAGCCCUGAGUAUUCAGAAAGCGACAUUCAAUGGAUGAGUAAACUUCCUAUGACCCGAAUCAAAGAUGGCUGGUGGAGAGACUCCAAAAGCAGCAUUAUACUCCCAGAUAAACUAGGAUGGGAAGUUCUAGAGCGGAUCCAUCGCAGCACCCACUUAGGUUCCCGGCGAAUGUUGGACUUACUGAGACAGACUGGACUAAAAAUCAGAAAUGUCUCUGAUGAGGUCGAUCAAGUAGUCACUAAAUGUACAGUGUGCCAACUCAACAAUGCGAGUAUCAAUCCUCAGACAACAAGGGUAAGACAAAGAGGGAGCAGACCGGGGACCUAUUGGGAAGUAGAUUUCACUGAAGUAAAACCAGGAAAAUAUGGAUAUAAGUAUUUGCUAGUUUUUGUAGAUACCUUUUCAGGAUGGACUGAAGCCUUUCCAAUCAAGAAUGAAACGGCGCAGAUUGUAGCCAAAAAGAUCCUAGAAGAAAUCCUGCCCAGGUAUGGUUUUCCAGUAACGAUAGGGUCAGACAAUGGACCUGCAUUCAUCUCUAAGGUAACAGGACUGGCUUCCAUACUUGGGGCUGAUUGGAAAUUACAUUGUGCAUACCGACCCCAAAGCUCAGGACAGGUAGAGAGAAUGAACAGAACAUUAAAGGAGACCCUAACGAAAUUGACCAUGGAGACUGGCGCUAAUUGGGUGGUCCUUCUCCCCUACGCUCUGUUCAGGGUGCGUAAUUCCCCAUACAAACUGGGACUCACACCCUAUGAAAUAAUACAUGGUAGACCACCCCCCAUCAUCCCUAACCUAAAAGAUAACCUUGUCAAAGCUGAGAACGAUAAUAGUCUUGAAUUCUUGUUCUCCCUACAAGCCUUGCAGAGGGUCCAUGAAGAUGUAUGGCCCAAAUUAAAGGAACUCUAUGAGACUGGACCCCCGCCUAUUCCACAUCAAUUCCGGCCAGGGGAUUGGGUCCUCAUCAAACGUCAUCGGCAGGGAACUCUGGAGCCCAGGUGGAAAGGACCCUUCCAGGUCAUCCUGACAACUCCUACUGCCAUCAAAGUAGACAGAAUCGCCACCUGGAUCCAUUUCGCCCACGCCAAACCAGUGGACCCAUUCUCAGACCUCAUCGGACCUUCAAAGACAACCUGGACUGUUGAUCGGACUAAGGACAAUCCUUUAAAAUUGACCCUACGCCGCCAACGGACUGAGCCGUAACUAUGGUACUUGCCCUCCUCUUGAUUGUUCUGCAAAUUCUGUCUGUAAAUCCAAACCCCCACAACCCCUAUAAUUUGACAUGGGAAAUUACUAAUUUAGAGACUCAUGAAGUCUACAACAAAACCCUAGGAACUGCCCCAUUAAAUACCUGGUGGCCAGAUUUAUAUUUUAAUUUAGAAAAAAUUAGUCCAUUAGAUGAAAUGGAAGGAGGUAAAUGGAAGCAACUGCAAAGGAGGGUAUCAGUAAAUAGAAAUGGAUUUUAUGCAUGUCCGGGAUUUAGGACGGGGACGAUGAGGCGCACAUAUGGAGGGUUUGAAACCCUCUAUUGCGCAGCCUGGAGUUGUGUCACCUCCAAUGAUGGGGAAUGGAAGUGGGAAGUAAAACCCCAAUUUAUUGAAAUGUCCUAUGUCCAACCAUGUACCCGCACCAGGUAUGAGGAAAACUGUAACCUUAUUCGUGUAAGAUUUACAGAGGAGGGGAAAAAGGACAGGCAGUGAGUCUCAGGACUCACUUGGCAACUCUACUUAUAUCAAUAUCCCCUCUAUGGGAUUGCCAUUCAAAUAAAAUUAAAAGUCUCCCCUCUUGUACAACCGGUGGGGCCAAAUCAGGUAUUAGAAAAAAGAAAAAAAAAAAAAAAGAGACGA
Panthera uncia (snow leopard) is the source of this 6147-nucleotide messenger RNA. RefSeq lists its product as uncharacterized. Gene Ontology annotation, molecular function: nucleic acid binding; RNA-DNA hybrid ribonuclease activity; aspartic-type endopeptidase activity. Gene Ontology annotation, biological process: DNA integration; proteolysis; virion assembly. The record is from RefSeq and is a predicted model, not a curated record. Lineage: Eukaryota; Metazoa; Chordata; Mammalia; Carnivora; Felidae.